This is a messenger RNA of Cavenderia fasciculata, 2130 nucleotides long. RefSeq lists its product as uncharacterized. Bases 1 to 2130 code for a protein of 709 amino acids. The transcript has 4 exons. Lineage: Eukaryota; Evosea; Eumycetozoa; Acytosteliales; Cavenderiaceae. The record is from RefSeq and is a predicted model, not a curated record.
AUGGUGGAAAAAGGGCUUGCUAGUGAAUUUAUAGGUCUUGUGAUUGAUGGUAAUGAUGAUAAUGAUAGGUGUGAACCAUUGAAGCAAUAUCUUUUAAAUAACACCGACCAAUCUAUCAAGUGGCUCAAUCUACUUUUAAACGAAACGGCAUACGUAACAAGACUAGCGUAUCCGGCUACCAUCAACACAUUGCGACUAGCAUUUCAAGACACCAAUAUUAGAAAGAAUAUAACACCACAACAUGUGAAUAGUGUAAAAGAAGAGUUACAAAGACAUUUGAUGGCAUCACACAGCAAUGCAUACUCUCAAGAACAAACAGUCAACGCAGCUUGUAUAAAUAUUCUUCAUAUUGCACAAGUCCUAAAAGAUGAAUACAAUGCACAUUUACAUGUUGAACAAAAUAGUAGAGAUUUUGCAUUCAUGCUAAUGAUUCAAGCAAAGCAAUUACCAUUUAUAAGAGAGAGAACCGAUCCAAAGGUGGCUGUUCUUGGUAGUCUGUCGGUCAUGAAAAGUCGUGGUAAAUUGGAUUUCGAGUCUUUGGAGAAUACAAGGUUUUUUGGUCUCAUCCUAUCAACCAUCACAUCUUUGCCACAAGGAGGAGAUGAAAAGAUCGAUGCUUCCAUUCGAUUCCUUUCAGUCUUUACAAAUGCUAGAGGUGAAUUAUCAAUAGAUAUGUAUCAACUAUUAAACAAAGAGGCACUACUUGAUAUCGCAUUGGCUGCACUUAAUCCAUCACAAAGAGACCUAUAUAGAAUUUUAUGUCCAAUUCAAUCAAUGAUUGCGAGAUUACAAGGAAGAAUGGAUUGGUCAGAAUUGGUUAUACCUAUUGUAAAAUUAUUUGAUACUCUGUCAGUGCCAACUGAUUCAGGAAGUCAUCGAAUAGUAUGUGAUAUUUUAAGUGACAUUUGGUCAAUCAAAACAACAACACCAGAUGAAAAUAAGAAACUUGUAUCAAAACCAAUUCAACAACUAUUCCAUUAUACAUUGGUACGAGAUAAUGCCAACCCUUGUAACUUUUGGAAAAUCAUGAAAUUUGCAAAAGAUAUCCUUCCACUAUACCUCCCACUCUUGAUGAAACAUAUUUAUUCAGAGUUGGGAAUCCGUAGUGGUAGUAGAGAUACAGAUACUAAAGAAGAAGAAGAAUUGGAAGAAGAUGAAGAAUUGGAUCAAAACAUAGAAGAAACUAUUUGGUUGUUAAAAAAGAUUGUUAAAGUUGCUUCUCGGUCUGAUAUAUAUCCAUAUGCAUGGACGUUGGCCAAAACACUUGUCAGAUAUCGGAAUAGUACAACAUUGCCAAUCGUCUCUGGUCUUUUGGCAUCGAUUCGCCAGAUCUCUAAUGAUAAGGACUUUCUUCAACAUCGACCAACAUUUAUUCACAUUUUUACAAAAUUCUUCAACUAUAAAAUCAACAAAUCAACUAGUCAAGGAUCAUCACCUUGGUUUAUUGACAACGCUGUAUCAAUCCAGAAUCUAAUACAAUCGGUUGGACCUUGUAUAAUACCUCAACACAUGGUGAUUAAAUGUUUCACACAAUUUAUUGUAUUACAACAACAAAGAUUCCAAUACAUGGGAUCUCGUCUAGAUCGUCAACAUCAACCUCAAAUAGAAUAUCUUGGUCGUCUAAGUUGUGUCUCCAACCUCUUGAUGACUCUAUUAGAGUUGAAUGGAGAUGAUAUCCAGACAGAAUCAUAUCCAGACACUUCAACAAGAAAACUUUGUGAAGCUUCAAUGGCCAUUGUAAAGGAAAUCGAAAUAGAACAAAGAGAAUCAAACAAAAUAGAUGAUUCCAUCUAUUUUAGAGAUUUGUCAAUAUUUGGUGCAACCAUUCUAUUUUUUGUAAACAAUUAUGCAAAUGUACCAGAAUUAUCGCCAACGUUGAUAGAGGCAUCAUUACCAAAGAUUGGAUACAUUAUAAACAUGUUGGGUGAUAUUAUAGAAGAGACAGAGAAAAAUGAUCUUGGAAAAUCAAGUAGAUUAAGAAAGGCAAUUAGGAGUGUACUAGAGUAUAUAGAAAACUAUAUAUCAGUAGCUCCUUUGAUUUCAAAUCAAAAAGGAGAAAAGAAGAAUGAAACUGUACAAUUAAUCAAAUAUCAAAUUGUUACCAUCAGGGAUUUGUUUAGUAAAAAAUAA